This is a messenger RNA of Vitrella brassicaformis, 1277 nucleotides long. Lineage: Eukaryota; Vitrellaceae. The record is from the annotation of a GenBank genome assembly.
AUGCCCGGGGUUUCACGCAAUGCCUUAUUCCACCUGCGAGCUGGAGAUGUGAUUGGCUUUUGGAGAUUGCUGGAGAGGACAGGCGCCGUUUCCUCGAUGGGUGUUGGUCCGAGCGUGCCGAGACCUCCGGAUCUGUAUGAGAAUGAGAGGGAGUUUGACCCCGACGAGACAUACCUCCGUGUGCGUGCAGCCCUCGCCCGCCUCAAUCGGUCGUGGGAGCUGCAGCCAAGAGGCCGCGUGUGCAGCAUCCAGCGACUGAGCGACGAGGAGAUAGAGGAGCUCGCCGGCUGGCUCGAUAAAGACUCCAACCGUGUCGACCCCGACCACAAGGAGGAGUUCAAGGACAAGGCGCAGGAGUACGCCGACCGGGCAGAUGCCCUCCACCGGCAGUGGAUGGUGUGGGUCUGGGGCGAGAAGACCGUCCAGUAAGCAUGACACACACAGACACACACGACAGCCAGAAAGUAGCACGCCCUUCACACCACGUGUGUGUCCCCCCUGCUGGUUGUGUCAUGAAUGCAGGAAGCUCGAGCGUGACGUCCCAGAAGACGUCUUCGACCUGGCGCCUUCGGCGACACUUCAAACAUGGACCCCGACGCCCCCCCUCCUCAGCCCACGGGGCAGCCGUCGGCACCUGCACACACGGCCUCUCAGGCGGGGAACGGCACGGUCACUGUCGGGGUGCCUCCACCUUCGAGGGCGCCGCUGCUGCAGUACGCACCGCAGUCCUACCAGAACUACUGCUCACUCUCGUGAGGUCGCGGGCCAGUUUGCUAUGUGUGUGGUUCAUAGGGGGGUUGAUGCAUUUUUCGUAUCCCUGGUGGUAGAUAGAUUCAUGAGUUAUUGGAUGGGGAGCGCAGCAGAGUGGUCAGCUAUGACUUGCCAUGGAGACACAUACGAGAUUCGAUGUAUUUGAACCAUCAAUCACUCAGCGGUUGAGAAGCUGCGCAGCAAGGCUGCGUGUCUGUCUGUUGCGUUGGCGCGUAGUGCGAGUACGUGUGUGCCAGGCGGGCGGUCAGGAUGGUGCUGGUAUGCGACCUCACACGACCAUCAGCAAGCUGCAAUGAAUGCCAGACGGACAAGCACAAAGAUGACUGUUUCGUGUAUGCUGAGUGUGUGCACACUUCACUGGACUGACCUGCUCCGUGUCAGCGGCAACCUGUUUGCAUGACUGUGUGUACGACGGCCACGAACAGACAGACAGAACACGCACGCACAACCUACGGACGUAAGUAAAUUCUUCCUGUCCCUCUCCUCGGACAGGGCUGGAGAGACCG